This is a messenger RNA of Rhodotorula graminis WP1, 1389 nucleotides long. RefSeq lists its product as uncharacterized. Gene Ontology annotation, molecular function: lipid binding; protein binding. The coding region runs from base 31 to 1290 and encodes 419 amino acids. Lineage: Eukaryota; Fungi; Basidiomycota; Microbotryomycetes; Sporidiobolales; Sporidiobolaceae. Gene Ontology annotation, biological process: plasma membrane tubulation; actin cortical patch localization; endocytosis. The record is from RefSeq and is a predicted model, not a curated record. Gene Ontology annotation, cellular component: mating projection tip; medial cortex; Rvs161p-Rvs167p complex. The transcript is spliced from 9 exons.
AGCCCUGUACCAGCUCCGAGUACCAUCAGCAUGAAGGGAAUCGGCAAGGCAUUCGCACGCGCACCGCACCUGAUCGGCUCCAAGGUGGGCAUGGGCAAGCAGUCGGUCGACGCAGAAACCAACGAGCUCGUCCGCAAGUUUGCCGGCCUCGAGGAGUACACCGCCAAGCUCGUCAAGGACUCGAGCAGCUUCCGCGAGGCCGUCUCGAGCAUGCUCAUUUCGGGCGCCGGUUUCGCCACGACUUUCACGGCGCUCCUCACGCCGUUCGACGGCGAGGGCGCCCUCACGGCCCGCUUCCCGCAGGCCGAGACGACCCUGCGCAACAUCGACCACUACCACGAGCUCAUGGGCGAGCUGCGCGACGCCGUCCAGCCCGAGCUCGAGCUCAUCGACGCGCGCGUCACGGCACCGCUCAAGGAGUACCAGGAGCUUCUCAAGAAGAUUCGCAAGACGGUCACCAAGCGCGAGCACAAGCUCGUCGACUUUGACCGCCACAACAACUCGUACAGCAAGCUCAAGGACAAGAAGGAAAAGUCGCUGUCGGACGAGAAGAACCUGUUCAAGUACGAGCAGGACCUCGAGCUCGCCACCCAGGAGUACGAGCACUACAACAACAUGCUCAAGGCCGAGAUCCCGCACUUCCUCGCCCUGUCGACGAGCCUCAUCACGCCCAUCUUCCAGACGUUCUACUACAUCGAGGUCGGCAUCCUCUACACGCUCCUCGAGAAGAUGCAGGCCUUUACCGGCCAGACGUACGGCGACCUGUCGAUCGACAACCUCGAGUCGAUGCACUACGAGCGCAGCGGCGAUGCGCCCGAGCAGAUCGACAACCUGAGCAUCACCAAGCGCAUCACGAGCACGGCCCGCUUCAUGUCGCAGCACCGUACCUCGUCCGGCUCGUCGGCCGGCCCGGCCUCGACCCUCGGCCGCACGGCGUCCUACUCGUCGUCGACGGGCGCGCCCUCGACCUACGGCUCGGGCUCGGGCGUCGGCGCCGUCGCAGGCGGCAGCGUCGCCCCGCCGGCCUACACGCCCCCGACCUCGGCCGCUGCCGCGCCGCUCGCGGGCAAGAGGGCCCCGCCGCCGCCGCCGGGCCGGCCCGGCGCCCAGAAGGAGUACGCGACGGCCCUGUACGACUAUGCGGCGACGGCCGACGGCGACCUGUCGUUCAACGCCGGCGAGCGCAUCGAGAUCGUCAAGCGCACCGAGUCGGCCAACGACUGGUGGGUCGGCCGGCGCGAGGACGGCAGCGAGGGCAACUUCCCCUCGAGCUACGUCCAGACGGCGUAGCCUCCCCCUCUCCUCCUCCUCUCUCCCCUGUCCUCUCUUCUGUGUCUCCUGUCGUCUCGAGCUGUGCGAGCGGUGGAACGAGAAUCGCUGUGCUCUGUG